This is a messenger RNA of Saccharomyces kudriavzevii IFO 1802, 3537 nucleotides long. RefSeq names its product tricalbin (gene TCB2). The record is from RefSeq and is a predicted model, not a curated record. Lineage: Eukaryota; Fungi; Ascomycota; Saccharomycetes; Saccharomycetales; Saccharomycetaceae. The transcript has a single exon. Gene Ontology annotation, molecular function: lipid binding. The coding region runs from base 1 to 3537 and encodes 1178 amino acids.
AUGUCUCCGAACUCUUCAAAAGCUCGAUUGAAUCAAAUAAGCCCCAGACCUGGCGUUGGUGAAGCAGUGAAGGUGGAAAGCAAGAAUGUUGUACGCGAUGCUGUUUCAGUAGGAUCUGAAACUGAGGUUAAUGGCACGUCAAUAGCAAGAGAAAAACGAGAGGCAUCAUACGUCGGCUGGAAGCAAGUUGGUGACUGGGAGGAAAAGGACCAGUUGACCCCCGAGGAUCUUUUGGUGGACGUAAACAAAGACACGUUUCUAGGUAACGUUAUACCAGAUAAAUUGUAUGGCGACUGGUACCACGAGAUUGCUAUCCUCGCCAUAAGUGCCUUAAGUUCUUUCAUAUUAGGUUACUUCAAAUUCUCUCUAGCAUCCGUUCUUAUUGUGAUGUUUGCUACGGGAUUGCUUUAUAGAACUUCAUCAAAAAGAUAUAGGGAAUCAUUGAGGGAGUUAGCUCAGAAAGAACAAACUGUGGAGAAGAUUAGUGACGACUAUGAAUCAGUUGAGUGGCUUAACACCUUUCUAGAUAAAUACUGGCCUAUUAUUGAACCUUCUGUCUCACAACAAAUCGUCGAUGGCACAAAUACUGCUCUAUCUGAAAACGAGGCAAUUCCUAAAUUUAUUAAGGCCCUAUGGUUGGAUCAGUUCACACUGGGUGUGAAACCUCCAAGAGUUGAUGCCAUGAAGACGUUCCAGAACACAGCAUCUGAUGUUGUAGUCAUGGACCUAUGUCUGUCAUUUACUCCGCACGAAAUGUCAGAUCUUGACGCCAAACAAUGCAGAAACUAUGUAAAUUCUAAUGUCUUAUUAAAAGCAAAAAUAUUUGGAAUGGACAUACCAGUAUCUGUUGCCGAUGUUUCCUUUCAAGUUUCCGCUAGGUUCCGUUUCCAACUAAUGACCACCUUGCCACUUGUUGAAACUAUAAACGUCCAAUUGUUAGAGAUACCUGAAAUUGAUUUUAUUGGUCGCUUAUUAGGUAAUUCGGUUUUCAAUUGGGAAAUAUUGGCUAUUCCUGGUCUCAUGAGAUUGAUCCAAAAAAUGGCUCUUAAGUACUUGAGUCCCGUUUUGCUCCCACCCUUCUCCCUACAGCUCAAUAUACCACAACUUCUUUCCAAGACUGGCUUGCCUAUAGGUGUUUUGGAAAUCAAAGUGAAAAGUGCCCAAGGAUUAAAGGGGCUUAUGGGUAUGAUCAAAAAAACUGCUGAUCCAUACCUGACUCUUGAGCUCUCUGGUAAAAUAGUAGGUAAAACUAAGGUCGCCAAAAAUUCUACGAACCCUACCUGGAAUGAAUCCAUUUAUAUUCUUUUGCAAUCAUUUACCGAUCCACUGACAAUCACCGUAUAUGAUAAAAGAGAAAGGCUAAGUGAUAAGAAAAUGGGUAUAAUUGUUUUCAACUUGAACAGAUUACACGCAAAUCAUUAUCAAAAAAAUGAAAAGGUACAUUUUCUAAGAAAUUCCAAGCCUGUCGGCGAUUUGACAUUUGAUUUGCAGUUCUAUCCCACUAUUGAGCCUAAGAAAUUACUUAACGGUGAUGAAGAACCCUUACCAGAUAUGAAUACAGGUAUUACCAAAAUUAUUAUCAAUGAACUCAGGGGUUUGGAUGAACCCAAUGAGAAAAAUUCGGUCUUUGCUGAAUUGUAUAUCAACGCAGAAUUAGUGAUGACCACCAAAAAAGAGAAAAGAACCGCCAACUUAAAGUGGGACUCGGAUUAUUAUACCGUCAUAACUGACCGUAGAAAAACUAUUUGCAGAUUUGUCAUCAAAGACCAGAGUGGCAAUGUUAUCUCAUCUUCGGUACAACCUUUGAAUUAUUUGAUAGAUAGGACAGAAGUUGAUAAAGAAUGGAUUCCUCUAAAAGAUGGAAAGGGUGAAUUGAAGGUUAAAACCUAUUGGAGACCGGUGGCCAUUGACCUUGGAUUGGAAAGUGUCGGAUAUACUACUCCUAUCGGUAUGUUGAGAGUAUUCAUCAAUAAGGCUGAAAACCUGAGAAACCCAGAUAGCUUAGGAAAGGUUAGUCCUUACGCCAAAGUAUCAGUCAAUGGUACAGCGAGAGGUAGGACAAACCAAAGAACAGAAACAUUGAAUCCUAUCUGGAACCAAUCAAUUUACGUAUCUGUCACAUCACCUUUGCAAAAAGUGUCUAUUGACUGCAUUGGCACAGAUACAAAUGGCGAUGAUCAUACUCUCGGCAGCUUCAACAUCCAAACUCAAAAUAUAUAUCAUAAAGACGUUGAUGAUAGAUACACCAUUUCUAUCGACGAUACUCCAAGAACUGGAAAUUUGGUUGGAAAAAAGGGCGUGAAAGGUACUGUUACAUAUUAUUUAUCAUUUUACCCAGUUGUUCCUGUAUUAAGUUUGGAAGAGGCAAAGGAAGUCGACAACAUCAAUGAGAAAAAAGAUAAGUUAGAGAAGCAAAAGACCGUUUCAGAUAAUAAAACUAUCUCACGAGAAGAGAAGGAAAGAAUCAAAAAAGAAGAAGCUAGUCUCACCGAAAAGUAUGACAUGUAUAGCUUUAAGAUGAAACUCGAUCUGGAUGAAUUGCUGCAGUACAAUGCUGGUGCACUAGGUGUGACUGUAUUAGGCGGGGAACUACCUCAACCUGGCCUCUACGUUCAAACUUUUUUUGAUUCUUGUGGGUAUGCUACGAUCAACAGCGCAAAGAAUUCCAUCAGAACCAUUAAGACAGGCUGGUCUGGUGAUUUCAUGAUAAAAGAGCUUGAGUGGUCUGUGACUACGUUUAGAGUAACAAAAGUUAAGGAUGGGAAUAAAGCAGAAGAUUUCGUUUGUGAAGUUAAUAUUCCAACGAUUGAAUUAGUGAAAAACUGCUAUUACAAGCCUUCUGUGUUAAAUCUCAUAGGCAAAAAAAGUGCCAGAUUAUUGGUUCAGGUAUCAUGGUUCCCCAUAAAUACCUCGAAGUUACCCCAAUCAGACUUGAUUACAAACUCUGGUGACCUGAAGAUUACCGCUAAAGGUGCUGAAGCCCUAAUCGGUGUUAAUAAGAAUGGUUAUUCCGAUCCAUAUGUGGAAUUCUUCCUAAAUGAAAAUGGCACGUCACCUAUCUUCAAAACGGCGGUCCAGAAAAAGACAUUGAAUCCUUCUUGGAACGAAAGCAAAACCAUUGAAAUUUCAAACCGUGUCAAUGACUAUUUAACAAUUAACGUAAAGGAUUACGAGUCAACCAACUCCAACAGGAGUAUUGGAAAAGCCAUUGUUCCAUUAUCUACCGUCGAUCCAGAAGACGAUAGUACCUUUGAUAUACCAUUAGUGGGACCAAAAGGAGAGGACGGCGGAGUUUUGCAUCUUGAAUUUGAAUUUGAACCUCGCUAUACUAUUAAUGUGGUCAAACGUGAGGCUAGGCUCGGAAGCUUUGCUACCAAAGGGUUAGGUACGGGUAUCAAGGCUGGUUCCACAGUUUUCGCAUUAGGAGCCAAUGUUGUAGGCACCGGGCUAGGAACAAUCGAUAAAGUGAAGAUAGGAGUCUUUGGUGGCAAGAAGCGCACGCAUACUGGAGAUGAGAAAUCCAAUGAGAAGCAAUAG